Messenger RNA from Oncorhynchus gorbuscha (pink salmon), 1776 nucleotides. RefSeq lists its product as uncharacterized. The record is from RefSeq and is a predicted model, not a curated record. The transcript has 6 exons. Bases 668 to 1642 code for a protein of 324 amino acids. NCBI's taxonomy places the organism in Eukaryota, Metazoa, Chordata, Actinopteri, Salmoniformes, Salmonidae.
CAGAAUUAUAGCUAAUGGAUGGCAGCGAGUUACGUUUUUGUGCAUGGCGAUGAAUGAGGAUGCUUGAUAAACCAUAAAUUAAACGCAAAAACGUGCACUUACAAAUAUUUUCGUUUGGCAGAACUUUGACAAGCUAUAAUCUGUUUUCAAAUGACAUUGACAGUUCAUAUAGACAUUAGACUUAGGCCUAAUUGUGACAUCAUGUGUGUAUGACAUCUUUGAAGAAUGCCCUGGCUUCAGCCAAUCGGAAUCGAGUAUUCAACAAUGCUUUGGCAUAAUUCAAGGACGUUCAUAUUCACUUCAGUUGUCUGCCGAUGGUUCACUGACGUUUUUUCAAAGGAGCUAUUAGUAUUUCCUCUAAACAGCCUACAACAAUAAGCUACACAUCAUGUCAGAUGACAGCAAGGUAUGGUUCAUUUAGCCUAUUUUGAGUUUAGAGGAGAAAUUACUAACAAUAUAGUAGGUCACUACCAAAGCAAUAGGUCUCACUGGUUUGAUCCAUGGACUGAAAUCUGACCACUAUUGCCGUUUUGUUUACAAUAGGAGCGAAUAAGUUGUUUCACAAAGUCACAACCUAGGACUGAUAUUGACCUCUCAUUUAUCCACCAGAGCGUGAAAUGGGAGGAUCCCCCGGAUGACCAAAAUAAGGUUGUGAUGAAUAUGAAGGAUGAAACAGAGACACAUGAGACCAACAAGAACAGGACAGGAGGCAAGGCUAAACGUAAGUCCAGUGGCCGUGCCAAGAAGACUUCCGUGGAGGAGGACAGCAGCAUUGGUGCAGGUCCGAGAUUACUUCAUGUUGGGUGCAGAGUCUUCUCAGACACCCGGGUGUGGUUUCCGGGAAAGGGGAUCUAUCAUUGAGCAGCUGGAGAAGGAGGCUCAGAGGACUCUAAUGCCUUCUCUCAAGAUUGAGACAUGCUGUGCCCCAAUCCUCCUCUCCUUCCUGAGGAGUCUAACUGAUGACCAAUGGAGAGUGAUUCAGCAUGGCAUGAAAAAUAACCUCACAUUCGAGCAGCUCUCCAUGCUGUGUCUGAAGAUUGUUAAAGUCGUGACCCAGACAGCCCUCCGCAUUCUCCUACCAGCGCUAGCUCGUAUCAUGGGGGUGAACCUGAGGAGUGGGGCAACCUCCCCAGAAUCCCAGUGCUCUCUGACAGGGUCUGAGGAUUCCUUAGGCAGUCUGGAUGAGAGAGAGAAAAGGCUGCUGAUCAGUGAGAUGAACUCCUGGACUAAGGAGAGGAGGAGGAAUGGCAGUGCAGGGUGCCGCCAAAAAUCCACUCGCAGAACCUCAUCACCAUGCUGUUCGCCUAAGAGGUCCCAGACCUCAUUGCAGAGCUUGCCUGCAACUAGAGAGGCUCCCCUCAUGGAGGAGCCUCUGAAGGCUCUUUUUGGGGUAACGGAAGAGAGCCUCCUGAUAUCCCUGGUUGAGGGUCACUCCAACCCCACCUCCUCCAGCUCCUCCGAGUUGAGGUGUGCUAUUGUGGGGGAGGUGGUACACCAGCUUAACUCUGGCCUCUCAGUGGCCAUUCAGGCCAGCUCGGGGAGUUUCCCCCCCUAUGGACAGUCAGGACAUAGCAGCAGGCAAGGAGGUCAUUCGGGUAGCCUCGGUGCAGAUCCUGGCCGAGCUACAGAGCCAAACGUCUGAGCCAGAGUGGGUAGGGUUUAUCGAGCCCCUCAUGGACCCUGUGACCGAUGAUGUGCUGGAUGCCAUUGUCGGCACAAUGGACAAAAUGGCACAGGACUUCAACAUCCUAUUGGAUCUGGCCAAGAAGAUGACAA